CGUACGUAGGCAGGGAAACCACGCAGCAACGGAAACCUCUGAAAGCGACUAAAAUCUGCCGUCUGAGAUGCAUACCAACCGAUAAUGUGCUGUCUUCAUAAUUAUUAACUAGGAUUACAGCGACAGUGAGCUAGCACGGCAGCAGGACAAAUUUUGGGUGCAAAGCCAAAUUUACGACACAGUUGUGCAUGAACGACCCCGUUAACUCCAGCUGACGUCAACAGGCUCUCGAGGAUCCAUCCCCGUCACCUCACCUGAGCCGACACUCCUGAUCUGAAACUCCACUGAUCUGCCAGCAUGGUUAACACAGAGUCUAUCAGUGUGCGGGUCUUCUCUCUGAACUGCUGGGGGAUCCGAUAUCUAAGCAAAUACUGUCCUGAGCGCUAUGCCAUGAUUGGAGAAAUGUUGGCUAAGGAAGAGUAUGAUAUUGUCUUACUGCAAGAGGUGUGGAGCGAGAAAGACUAUCUCUACUUGAAAAAGAAACUUGCUUCCUGUCAUCCUCACUCCCAUUACUUCAAAAGUGGAGUCAUAGGCAGUGGGCUGGCCAUUUUCUCCAAGCACAGAAUCCAUGAUACCUUUCUUUAUCGCUACUCACUGAAUGGUUAUCCUUACAUGGCUCACCAUGGAGACUGGUUCGGUGGUAAAGCUGUUGGGAUGGCUGUCCUAAACCUUGGGAGCCUGACUGUAAACGUCUAUGUCACUCAUCUGCAUGCAGAGUACUGCAGAGAGAAGGACUCUUAUCUACCUCACAGAAUAGUUCAAGCCUGGGAGCUGCAGCAGUUCAUUCGCCACACCUCUGCUGGAGCAGAUGUGGUUAUUGUUGGUGGUGAUCUCAACAUGCAUCCUCAGGACCUUGGGAACAGACUACUGAGGGCUUACACUGGACUGCGAGACUCUUAUGUAGAAACAGCUAAAUUUGACGGGUGUGAGAAUGGUAUGACUCUAAUAGCAGACAACCCUUUUAUCAGUAAAAAGGAGCUUGUACCUUUUGAGAAGGGAAUUCGAAUUGACUACAUCCUAUUCAAGGGUUCUUCCGAAACCGACAUUUAUUGUGAUUCCAUGUCCACCACCAAAGGCUCCGUUCCUGACCGUUCUUUCCCGUACUCCGACCAUGAGGCUCUAACUGCUGAACUGAGGCUGGGGGUGCACAUUCCCACUGAAACAGGAAGUGACAGACAAUCAAAGAAGGAGGACUCUGCGACAGGGAAGCUGGCUGAGUUGGUGGACAUUGUGACUGAGGCCCGCACAGAAGUCAAAGUGGGCUUGCACUGUGCCGAAAUGAUGCGCUACACAGCAGCACGCACUGGAAUAAUGGGAUUGGCUCUGCUGUUCCUGGAGUUGGUCAUCGCAGCGGUGCCGUACUUGGCUCUGGGAGCAGAACAGCCGUUCCCUCGUACCUCCUUCUACCUGCUGGCUGCGCUGUGCUUUGCCAUCCUGCUGGUCACCUCUCUGCUGUACAUCUUUUACACCAUGGAGCUGAAAUCACUUCAGGGGGCUGAAGACCAGAUGAGGCUGGCUAUAGGUAGUCUGCAAGAGAAGCUUAGGGGUUUUCCUCUGGCUGGGCUUCAUAAUCCUCCACGGAGGCCCCCAGAGGGUCAGCAGCGCAGUGCCUUUGAGCCAGAGGAGUAAUGUAGAGGCCAAGUGUGUCAAAGAGAGAAAGAAGGCUUUAAAGUCAGCUUUACAGUGUGACAUGUGAGGAACUCUGCUCUUCUGAAUGUGUUAGAUGCUUUGGAGAUUUCUAUUCAUAUUGCAGAAUCAAUCAUAACUGAAAGGCUUUUCUAAAAGUAGUGCAGGGCACAUGCAUUGACAUUAUAUACUUUUAUAUAGUGAUCUAUAGGCUUUUAUUACAGCUAGUUUUCACCUGAUGCACCUACAGUACACAAACAUGCUUUCUGUUAUACUGUAAGAUGCUUCUGUGCUAUUGCUAUGCUUAAAGGUCAUAAAUGUGACCGUUAAUGUUUUUGAGCCUCAGGUCCGAUUUGCAUUCCACCCACCAGUAGAUUCAUAGGGACCAUUUUUUUCUGUUUUUAAUUUUGUGCUUCCUUUUUUUUUAGUUUAAUAAUCAACUACACAGACAAUAGGGUUCCAGGUUGUGUUUAGCAAAGCCCUUGAUUUGCUUAAAUACAUGCAGAAAGUGGCCCUGUGGUCUCCAUUGCACAGUAAACACAAACUCUCCAAAUGAUGAAGGUUUAGAUUUCAGUCAGUAAUAUUUUUGAUUCUCCGGCAGCACUUGUCAGACAGCGAUCCUUUGUGCUGUGGAUAACGGAAAAAAAGUCUGUCUGCGUGUCUCAUUUGUCAUGCUCACUAUUAUAGCGUCUUUAUCUUAAAGACAGUCUACACUCCCCUUAUAUAUUAAUGUAUUGGUUGAAAGACACUGCUCUUAACUCUGACUUUUUAAUCAUGUUUUUACAAAGCACAAUGUACCAUAACAGUUAAAAAUGUCAUAUUUUUAGUGUGCAGUGCACUUGGUUGAUUAAUCAGGUAAACCACUUCUUUUUAUACUUCCCUCAAAGUAUUGGGACAGUGAGGCCAAUCCCUUUGUUUUUGCUAUAGAAUGAAAACAUUUGGGUUUGACAUAAAAAAUCAAUAUGAGACAAAAGAUCAACAUCUCAGCUUUUAUUUCCAGGUCUGGAUCUGAUAGACAGCUCAGAAGAUAGCAGGUUUUGUCUGAACUACCCAUUUUUCUUGUGAGCAAAAGUAUUGGAACAGAUGAACUUAAAAUAGAUUAAAGUGAAUAAGACUUAAUAUUUAGUUGUAAAUCCUUUGCUUACAAUAACUGCACCCACCGACAUCACUAAACCUUUGCGUUCUUCUUUGUGAUGCUUUUCCAGGCUUUCACUGCAGCCUCUUUCAGUUGUUUGUUUUGGGGGAUUACUCCCUUCAGUCUCCUCUUUAGUAGGUAAAAUGCUCUAUAGGGUUCAAAACUGGAGAUUGACUAGACCACUCUAAAAUCUUCCACUUCCUGCCCCUGAUGAACUCAUUUGUGGUUUUAGCAGUGUGUUUUGGGUCAUUAUCUUGCUGCAUGACGAAGGAUCUCCCAAUCAGUUUGGUUCCAUCUCUCUUUAAAUUGACAGACAAAAUGUUUCUGUAGACUUCUGAGUUCGUUGUACUGCUGCCAUCCUGCAUGACAUCAUCAGUGAAGAUUAAUGAGCCCGUCCCAGAAGAAGCCAUGCAAACCCAAGCCAUGACAUCACCUCCACUGUGUUUCACAGAUGAGCUCGUAUGUUUGGGAUCAUAAGCAGAUCCUGUCUUUCUCCAGACUUUAGCCUUUCCAUCACAUUGGUAAGGGUUAAUCUUUAUCUCAUCAGUCCAUAAAACUUUGUCCCAGAAUUUCUGAGGCUUGUCUCUGAACUUCUUGGCAAAUUCCAAUCCAGGCUUCCUAUUCUUCUUGUUAAUUAGUGGUUUGCGUCUUCUUGUGAAGCUUCUAUACUUUUGUUCAUGAAGUCUUCUGCAAACAGUAAACUGUGAUACCUUCACUCCUGCCCUCUGGAGGUUGUUGCUGAUUUCACUGACAGUUAUUUUGGGGUCUUUCACUUAGUCUGUUUCUGUCGUCAAUUGCUGUGGUUUUCCUCGGUUUACCUGUUCAGCCUGUACGUAGUACAUCAGUGAUGACUUUCUUCUUUAGGACACUCCAAACGGUUGUACUGGCUAUAGCCAAUGUUUGUGCAAUGGCUCUGAUUGAUUUUUCAUCUUCUCUCAGCUUCUCAUUUGCUUGUUUUUCACUCAUAAACAGCUCUCUGGUUUUCACAUCGAGUUACUCCUCUAACUAUAAAUCCACAGUCUGCACAGGCAAAACCCAAAGCUGAAACUGAGUUUAGACAUUCAGCGCUGUUUGUUAGAAUAAUCAAAGUAACAGGACAUACCCGGACAGCAAAACACACCUGUCAGUCACAUGUUCCAAUACUUCUGCUCCCAAGAAAAAUGGGUGGGUUUAUCUGAACUGAUCAGAUGUAAAUACCUGGAAAUACAAGCUGAGAUGUUGAUCUUUUGUCUUAUAUUCAUCUUUGACUGCCAAACCAAAUGUUUUCAGUCUACAGCAAAAAAAGAGAUUCCAGUACUUUUGGAGGAGAGUGUAUCUAUGCUAGGAGAUUGCUUAAUGUUUUAUAUUGCUGAAAAACCAUGUUGCAAUUCAACGAGUUUCAUUAUUUCAACAUUCAACAGUCACCUCAAUGCAAAAGAAGUACUCUGUAGUUCUUAAUUUGAUUAAGGUUUGUAGAAUUUCAGAUGAUACUUGAUGUUCAUUCCAACAGAAAACUGUGAUGGGCAUGAUCAUGAAAGCAAUAA
Archocentrus centrarchus (flier cichlid) is the source of this 4284-nucleotide messenger RNA. It is a transcript of the gene smpd2b, whose product is annotated as sphingomyelin phosphodiesterase 2b. NCBI's taxonomy places the organism in Eukaryota, Metazoa, Chordata, Actinopteri, Cichliformes, Cichlidae. The coding region runs from base 298 to 1629 and encodes 443 amino acids. Gene Ontology annotation, molecular function: sphingomyelin phosphodiesterase activity. The transcript has 11 exons. The record is from RefSeq and is a predicted model, not a curated record.